Cyprinodon tularosa is the source of this 5121-nucleotide messenger RNA. It is a transcript of the gene mamdc4, whose product is annotated as MAM domain containing 4. The transcript has 29 exons. Gene Ontology annotation, molecular function: protein binding. NCBI's taxonomy places the organism in Eukaryota, Metazoa, Chordata, Actinopteri, Cyprinodontiformes, Cyprinodontidae. Gene Ontology annotation, cellular component: membrane. Bases 79 to 3687 code for a protein of 1202 amino acids. The record is from RefSeq and is a predicted model, not a curated record.
CGGGAAAUAAAGUUUAGAGUCGGCCAGUGAAAUCUCUUCAGACAGCACUCAGACUGAGAUGUGAUCUAACGGGAAAAAAUGCCACGUUUUCAGAGAUCAACCUUCUUGUUGCUGUUAUCUUUGCAGUUUGUUUAUGCUUCCUGGUCGUCACUGUGUGAGACUCCUGAAGGGAAAUGUGACUUUGUGUGUGAUUGUUCUGACUGUGCCGAUGAGCAAAACUGUGGCUAUUCUGGGAAAACGUUUGAAUGUGACUUUGAGGAUGCGGGACUGUGUGGAUGGACCAUCGAACCCUCUGGAGGAGAAUACACAUGGGAGAGAGUUCAGAGUGGCGACCAUCUGCUGGACAGUGGACCAUCAUCUGACUACACCACUGGCACACCUACAGGUUGGUUCAUGUCAGUGAGUGCAGUGGGGACAGCUUUUCUUCAGAGGUCGAAUAUAAUCUCUCCGGAGAUAAAACACUCUUCACCAACCUGUCGUCUGCGUCUCAGAUACUUCCUGUGGGACUCAGGUCACACAGGUUUAGGAUCUACUCCUCUGUGGGCUUCUAUCCAUCAGCAGGGCUCUGAGGAGGCUAUCGUGUGGCGUCCUGAGGCCUCCAGUAUUCGUAGCUGGAGGGAAGCUGACAUUUUUCUGGGUCGCAUUUCCUCCCCUUUUCGGAUCCAUCUAUACACAGAGCGGUCAGAGGGACGGAAAGGCGAUGUAGCUUUAGACCAGCUGGAGUUUCUAGACUGUGCUCUGCCCUCGCCACCCCCUGGGAUCAACUGUUCUGCAGAGAUGGUGACCUGUCGUAGGGGGGGCUGCGUGGAGCAGCGGCAGGUCUGUGACGGCACUGAUGACUGUGGCGAUGGCACCGAUGAGGAGUCCUGUGAUGGUUACAACCGCUGUGACUUUGAGGAGGGUUUGUGUAAUUGGGAUCUGAGAUCAUUUUCUAAACUGAAAUGGAUCAGAACAAACCAAGAGAAUAUCUCAAGAACCGAUCCCCUGAAAGGCCCAGGCAGAGAUCACUCCAACUCAGCAUCAGGUCACUUCCUGUACGUCACUGUCCCUGAUAGUGGUCUCAAAAUGGACUGGGCUUCUUUUCAGAGUCCGCCUCUUCAACCAACAAAUAGCUCACAUCCUUGUAAGAUGGUCAUGUACACUCACCAGUUUGGGCCGAGGUCCGGCGGCUUGACGGUGCUGGUUGCUCAACGCCUACUUUACCCAGCCUGGGAAAGAGGCGGAGCUUUAGGGGAUCUAUGGGCAAAGGCAGAGGUGGAGAUCGUGUCGAACUCAACCUUCCAGAUUCUGAUAAUGGCCGCUAUCAGAGACUUUGCUUAUGGAGGCAUUGGUGUUGACAGCAUCGUGUUGUCUCCUGAAUGCCGCCGGUCAUCUGAGAACAACACUCUUGAAACCAUACCCAAACCUCCAAAGGAUCCGUGCAUUGAUGAUCCAGAGAAGAUGUGUGAUUUUAAUGCAGACUGUGCUGAAGCAGAAGAUGAAGCCAAAUGCGGAGAUUUCUCCUAUGUUGAGGGAAGCUCUGGCUGGACUGACGCUAGUGUUGGGAGUCAAGGCUGGGUGCUCCAUAAAAAUGCUACAGCUAAAGAAGAGUACCUGUAUGUAGCUGAGGCUUCAGGUCAGCAGCUGACCGAAGCCCAGACUCGGACGCCCCUCCUGGGCCCUACAGGUCCAGUCUGUUCUCUAAGCUUUGACUUCGCUCUCACCGGGAGUUUGGAUCACAUCGGUGAGCUUUCGCUCAGAGUGAUCGACAGCCUGCUGGGGCCGAGUCCUAAACUGUGGGAGUUCAGCGGAAAAACAGGAGCAGAGGAAAAGAAGGAGGAGGCCUGGCAACAAGCUAACAUUCUUAUUGGGCAUAGAAAACAUCGUUUCCAAUUGGCAUUUGAAGCCCGGGCUGUAAAAACUCAGCCGUAUGCAUGGAUCAAAGUGAGGAACGUUCAGUUCAUCAACUGCCACACUGACUAUUAUCCAGCUACACCAACAGGACUGUCCUGUAACUUUGAGGAAGGACUGUGCAGUUGGUAUCAGGACAACAGUGACAACUUUGACUGGUCUUUGGUUACUGGGAUGGAUCACACUAUUGGAAUAGGCAGCAGUCUUGUCGUGGACAUGUGGAGUCCAUCACUACUUGGAGCUUCUGGACGCUUGGUGUCAUUCCUACAGCCUCCAGCAUCAACAGAGAUGUGUCUGACCUUCUUCUACAAGCUCUAUGGGCCAGACGCAGGAGCUCUGAAUGUAAAGCUGAUGGACGGCCUUGGCUAUGAGGUUAUACUGUGGACCCGCAGUGGGGCUCAUGGCAAUGUGUGGCACGAAGCGCACUGCCCCAUACCGCAUCAACUCACAGACUUUCAGCUGAUGUUUGAGGCAGUUCGAUCCGGUUUCGACGGCCAGGUGGCCAUUGACGAUGUGACUUUCCUGGACGGCCCGUGUGCCAUGCCCAGAAAGUGCUCCUUUGAAGGACAGAUGUGUGGGUACAGCAGCUACGGCACAGUUAAGUGGCUUCAUCGAAACGGGCACAGCAGUACGGCCAGCGGACCCAAACUGGACCACACUCUGGGAACUGAGCUGGGUUAUUACAUGAUGGUCAACACCGACAGGGAUGUUCUUCCAGCCGGUAACACUGCUGUCCUCGUCUCUCCUGUCCGUUCAGGAACAACCAAAACCGAAUGUGUAACUUUCUGGUAUCAUAUGAAAGAAGAGAAUCCAGGCUACCUUAGGGUAUACAUGAAACCCGAGAAGGGGGAGAGAGUACAGAUCUUCUCAGCCAACCUGAAUCAGGGAGAUGAGUGGCGCCAUGGCCAAGGCAACAUCUCCAGCGGCCUUGUGGACUGGCAGUUGGAGUUUGAGGUGACCGGGUCAGGAGGCAAAAGUUCCCACGCUGCUGUUGAUGACAUCUCAGUGUUAGCUCAUCCAUGUGAAGAUUAUGGUGCUAUGUGCAGCAUGGAAAAUGGGAUGUGCAUUUGGAACAACAUUCAAGACAGUGAAAGGGACAAACUGGACUGGGAUUUGACCAGUCGGGAGACAGAAGAGCACUAUCCCGUCCCGCCUGAAGACCACACUCUGGGCACAGAGAGAGGUCAUUUCCUCUUUUUUCCCAGCAGCAACAGGACCGCAGCAAAUCAAAACACCUGGAUUCUCAGCCCCCACCUGCCUGCGACUCAGGCCACCUGUCUGAGGUUCUGGGCCUACAAACCCCACUCAUCUGACUGCCAGCUGAGAAUCUGGAGACUGUCUGGAGGUCUAACCAAUGAGCUGCUGAGAGUGACCAAACUCGGGGGACCUUGGAAACUUUUUGAAGUAAACAUCACAUCUGCUGAGGAGUACCAGAUUGUCUUUGAAGGGAUCAAAGGAACAGCCGGUUUUGUCGCUCUGGAUGACAUCGAGUACACCGUUGGCUUUGACUGCGCCACCCGAGUCACAAAACCGACCACAAAGCUGCCAGACAACACUGGUGGAAUUGCAGCCUCUGUGAUCGUGGUCCUGCUGCUGAUCGGCACGUUGGUGGCCCUGCUCGUCUUCUACCUGCGAACCAAUCAUGUUUCACCUGUCCCUACCGGCUUCAGUAAUGAAGGAUAUGAUUCAGAACCCACCGAGGAUCGUGUGACAAUUCCUCCAGUACAAAACCAUCCAAUGGCUGCAGGAUUCAACAACGUCUCUGUCCCUGAGGUCAGACAGAGGGAGGAGGAGUGACUUGGGGGGCGCACUGCCACCUAAAGGUGGUUUUCUGAAAUAUAGGUGAUAUCACAGCAGGAGAACUGCUUGUGUCACCCUCAAUAAGACACACACAUACACACACACACACUGACAUAUACACAGAAAACACAAGCCUUCAGCGCUUUUCAAUGCAGCUGCCUCAGAUCUGAUUGGAUCCUCUGAGUUCAGGACCUUCAGCAUGUGGACAGCUGGAAGACAGGAGGACACCGCGGUGCUCUGGAUGAAUAUUACAGUGACUGUCUAAGUAGGUGGUAAAGUAGUAGGCAAAAUAAAGAUGCUUUUAGAUAUAUAAAAAAAAAUCUCUACCAGGUGCAAUGCUACUAAAGUAAGAGUCUGGAUUAACAUCUGGUCGUUGUGUAAAGGGAGUUAAUGGUAAAUCACUAAGGCAGCAGUAGGAGCUGAAGCAAGAAACAUGCAGUUCUGGAGUUUUGGAGACAACUGAACUAUUGCACUCUAAGAAAAUACAACUGAUUUUAUAUUUUUUAAUAAUUUUGAUUUUCUUAAUACCUAAAUUAAAUGCUGACUUUAUAACGCUUGACAUUAUUGACCUGUGAGAGUUUAUCGCAAUUAGUCAGCUUGCCUCUUCACCGGCGAGGUUUUGGGAUUUUAGCCAAAUUGGUUCCAAAAUGUCAAUGGUCUUGUCAAUAAGAAACUGUAAUACACAGAUGAGCAGACUGUUCUGUGGAAGAAAUUGAAAAAUGCUUUGAUCCCACUUUUUAUCCAUUGGAGUGUGCAGUCGUAACCUUUCCUGCAUGCUGAAUUCUUGCUGUAUUUGUGCGUUUAGAGCAAAAUAGAAUCCAUCGUGCUCGCUUCAACCCUUUCAGACUGACCCCAAAAAGGGUCAGCCAGAAUGUAGCAGUAUUAUGGUUUAAGGUGCGACGUUUAGCUGUGAUGAAAGCAAGAGCUGUCGAGCCCACAACUGCACCUAAAUAUAUGGCAUUGCAGGAGGACGAACAUGUGGCUGAUGCUUUCACUUCUGUGUGAUCAGAUUUCAUUUUUCGAAAGAUGUUCAAAACAAAAGCAUAAAAAUGUACUUUUUCUUUUCCUCGUGGUGUCUGCUGCUAUGUCAUUUGUACUAUGACUGGCUCAAACCAAAAUUUUGCAGGCAGGCACUGAGUAUCGUUUCACCCAAUCAGCUCAGAAGGUUCUGCUGAUCGUCCCCUCCUUUCAGCGAACAGAUUCGAUCAGAGCAAUCCCAGAUUAAUAUUGUGUAGAACUAGAACUGAGUUCUACCCAUGAUCAGUCUGUAUUGCUAGGUGAAUGCUGGCGCAGGAUUAUGAGAAAGCUCACACACGUGGAUCUGAUCUGGGUUCUUCAAUGUCAGCACCAUUUAUGGUGAAGCUCAGGUUUUCUUCACCAGAUGUCCAACCAAUCAGGAGGAUCAAUCAGAGGAAACGCCUUAGCUCCAAU